AUGUCGACCGAGAAUCCCAGAGGUGACAGACGACCAGGAUUGUAUCCAAUACCUACAGAAUCUCUGUUUAAAAAACCUCCUAUUCCUAAGAAACCAGUUGGUUUUGGUCAGACAGAUCCAGCACAGGAGUCCUUCGCUAAAAAACGAGCUACUUUUGAUCAAAUGCUUAGCGAAUCGAUAGCAAAGCCACCUGCUGGAGCAAGAAAACCAGCUGGGUUCAAUCAAACAGCUCCAGCAAGUGAGUCCUUCGCUAAAAUACGAGCCACUUUUAAUCAAAUACCUGAUGGAUCCCUUCAAAAGAAACCUCCUAUUGCCAGAAAACGAGCCUGUUUUAAACAGAUACCUCCAGCACGCCCCCUAAGUUCGCUGGACAAUUAUCCGCCACCUCCACCGGUACCGCCCACUCCCCCGUAUGAAGACGGAGGGUAUGAUAUGGACUCUACCGUUUACUAUGAUCCGUGGUCGCCCAACUUCCCAGUCCAGCUUCCAAUAAGUACCCCUUCGGAUGCCGAACUCCACGCCGCUGAGUCAAAUCCGUUUUCAUUUAGUCCAUCAAGAAAACAGGAAUCUCCCAUGUUUCCAGCACGCUAUAAAUUUGACCCUGACACUUUUUUUACCAGUCAGGGAAGCAUAAGAUCCGGAACAAAUUUUGAAUACCAUCUAGACACACCAUCGCCUCUGCUGCGACCACCACCGCCAGUGCCACCCAGAAGAAAACCUCCCGUGCCAUUGCCAAGAACAAAAUUUCCCCCACGCGAAACGGAUGACGACCAAGCAUUUUCACAGAUUACUAAUCCAUUCGCCAAGCCGGGACCCCAUGAUGACUAUGUGGGGUCCAGCGUCGUUGUUGGACUCACGGCAAAGACAUUCACAAAAUUUAUUAAAGAUGUGGAUGCAGCGUUCGUGUUGUUUUAUGAUCCUGGUGACGAGGAUGGCGCUUGGGCUAAAGCAGGUGUGAAAAAGGCUGCAGAAGUCACAAAGAAAGAGAAUCACGUCUUUGCAGCAGUGGACUGCACCAAGGAAAGAGAACUGUGCAGGAAACAGAAAGUGUUGAGUGUUCCAACAAUGAAACUGUUUGUGAAAGGCAUGACGGUAGAUACCUACGGUAACGUGCCCUUGUUGCCGGCGGAGAUCCGACAGUAUGUAGAGAACGCCCCCAACGUCAAGGACACUGCAGUGGUCAGGAACCGGUGCCAAGUUCAAUAA
Molecule: messenger RNA, 1206 nt
Organism: Candidula unifasciata
Lineage: Eukaryota; Metazoa; Mollusca; Gastropoda; Stylommatophora; Geomitridae
Source: the annotation of a GenBank genome assembly